AGGAGGAGGAGGCGGAGGCAAAUCGCAGUGCUGCAGCCGCAGCUCGGGGGGCUCAGGUGGGACAAGGGGACACACACAGCGCUGUUCCUGCUCUUCAGUGAUAUUCCCAGCCCUGUGCAAUAUUCCCAGCCCUGUGCAAUAUUCCCAGCUCCUGGAUAACAUUCCCAGCUCCCGGAUAACAUUCCCAGCCCGGUUCCGGCUCUUGUGCCGGGAAGGCAGCAGCGUUCCCGGACAGCACUGCGGGAUGGAGCGCUCCGUUAAUGGUUAACGGCACCGCCAGCCCUGCUGAAGGACAGUGAGCCCCAAAAUCAUCUUUUUUAUUAUUAUAAUUAUUAUUAUGCUGCCGUCUCCUGGACCAGUGGCAUCCCUGCUCUCCUGCUUUCUGCACAGCACCCAGAGGCUGCCCCGGACCUGAUUUUCCGCAGCGUUUUUGCUGGGGUGGAUGGAAGGCUCCCAUCAAGGUUGUUUACGCAGGAAAUGCAUCCCUGAGGAGCUGCAAGGCUGAAAUCCCCUCCUGGGAGCUGCUGCCUCCUGCUUUGGCUUGGAGCUGCCUAAAGAACAUCCCAGGAAAUGCAGGAGCCCUGCACCUAACAGGCAGCUCUGCCCUCUGCAAUGGCACUGGGAAGGAGGCACCAUUCCAGCAUGAAAUCCAGUGCAUACCAAAUUUUGAGCUUCAAGGAUAAAGACUUCAUGUAAUUGCUGUGGGAUUUAGGACUGCUACACUCUCAUUCUUCUGACUGUUCAACAAGGCAAAGAUGAUCUGAAUGUUUAAUUGGACUAUGAUAAGAAGACAGGAGCUGGGAGUAAAAGAUGAACCCACUUCACGCAAAGAAAUCCAGAUUUUUAGUGUGUGUUGCUGCCUGCAUGUCCAUCUACACCUUCAUUUACCUAAUGGUUCCACUUUAUGAUGAGUCAGAUGAGCAAAAAUUCCAGGUCAAAAGAGCAGAGUGUGGUUUUUACCCCGAUGAACUUUGCUCUGCUCUUUUUGUGGGGAAACCUGCAGCCUCUAAAAUUGGAAACUUUUGUCAGAAGGCCUACCAGCCCAAAGCCCUCAGCUGCAUUCAGACUUCCUGCAGCUGCUCCACAGUGCUGAAGACUCUGCAUUUUAUCACCAGCCCACUGUCAGAGGAAGAAGGAAAUUUCUCCUUGGCAUACAUUAUUACAAUUCACAAGGAGCUGGAAAUGUUUGUGAGGCUGCUAAGAGCUAUUUAUAUGCCUCAGAAUAUUUACUGCAUCCACAUUGAUGAAAAGUCACCCAGAGGUUAUAAAACUGCUGUACAGAACAUCGUUAACUGCUUUGAAAAUAUUUUUAUUUCCUCCAAAAGAGAACACGUUGUUUAUGCAGGGUUUUCAAGAUUACAAGCUGACAUUAAUUGCAUGAGAGACCUCGUUAACUCCAAAGUUCAGUGGAAUUAUGUUAUUAAUCUGUGUGGCCAAGAUUACCCCCUGAAAACAAAUAAAGAAAUCAUAGAAUAUAUCAGAACCAAGUGGAACGGGAAGAACAUCACCCCUGGGAUAGUGCAGCCCCUGCACGUGAAGCACAGGACAGAGGUCAGCUACAGGGAGUUUGUGCACUCGGGGGUGCCCUACGUGUACCCAGCCAAGGUCAGGAAGGCUCAGCCCCCACACAACCUCACCAUCUAUUUUGGCAGUGCCUAUUACAUCCUCAGCAGGGCCUUUGUGCACUUCACCCUCAGUGAUGCCCGGGCUAAAGCUCUGCUGGAGUGGUCCAGGGACACCUACAGCCCCGAUGAGCACUACUGGGUCACCCUCAAUCGAUUACCUGAUGCUCCAGGGGCUACACCCAAUGCAGGCUGGGAUGGAGACCUAAGAGCCAUUAAAUGGAAAGAUCAAGAAGGGCUCUCACACAAAGGCUGCAAAGGUUAUUACGUCAGAGACAUCUGCAUUUACGGCCUGGGGGACCUGCAGUGGAUUAUUGAGUCCCCCCACCUGUUUGCCAACAAGUUUGAGGCCGGCAGGGACCCACUGGCCCUGGAGUGCCUGGAGCGGCGGCUGCGGCUGAAAUCGCUGCGCCAGGCACAGGUGCCCAUCGAGCAGCACUGGCGCCUGCAGGAGCACAGCCCCUUCAACAUGCAGCUGGAUGUGUGAGCACAGCCCCUUGGACAUGCAGCUGGAUGUGUGAGCCACCCCUUGGACAUGCAGCUGGAUGUGUGAGCCAGCUCCUUCACAACAUGCAGCUGGAUGUGUGAGGUGUGAGCCAGCCCUUCAACAUGCAGCUGGGUGUGUGAGCACAGCCCCUUCCACAUGCAGCUGGAUGUGUGAGCCAGCCCCUUGGACAUGCAGCUGGAUGUGUGAGCACAGCCCCUCAACAUGCAGCUGGAUGUGUGAGCCAGCCCUUCAACAUGCAGCUGGAUGUGUGAGCCAGCCCUUGGACAUGCAGCUGGAUGUGUGAGCCA
This is a messenger RNA of Zonotrichia albicollis (white-throated sparrow), 2417 nucleotides long. It is a transcript of the gene GCNT2, whose product is annotated as glucosaminyl (N-acetyl) transferase 2 (I blood group). Gene Ontology annotation, molecular function: acetylglucosaminyltransferase activity. NCBI's taxonomy places the organism in Eukaryota, Metazoa, Chordata, Aves, Passeriformes, Passerellidae. The record is from RefSeq and is a predicted model, not a curated record. Gene Ontology annotation, cellular component: membrane.